CAUCUGCGUGGUGAACUCGGAGACUUUUUCGUGGGCUGCAUCUUCACGGCCGAGCUCAGCACCCCGUUUGUGUCUCUGGGCAAGAUCCUGAUUCAGGUGAAAAUGCAAGAUUCCCUCCUGCAUAAGAUCAACGGGAUCCUCAUCCUGGUCACCUUCUUCCUGUGCCGGAUCCUCCUCUUCCCGUACAUGUACUGGGCCUACGGGCGACAGAUGAACCUGCCUAUCUACGAGGUACCCUUUCGCAUCCCUCUGCAUUGCAACGUGGCCAACGCAUUCUUGAUCGCGCCCCAGAUCUACUGGUUUGUUCUCAUCUGCCGCAAAGCAAUGAGGCUCUACAGCAGUUCGCCAGCUCCGGACCGAAUGCGAUAG
Molecule: messenger RNA, 369 nt
Organism: Protobothrops mucrosquamatus (brown spotted pit viper)
Lineage: Eukaryota; Metazoa; Chordata; Lepidosauria; Squamata; Viperidae
Product: protein FAM57A-like
Exons: 2
Biological process (GO): lipid homeostasis
Cellular component (GO): endoplasmic reticulum; membrane
Source: RefSeq, a predicted model, not a curated record